This is a messenger RNA of Caenorhabditis auriculariae, 7446 nucleotides long. Lineage: Eukaryota; Metazoa; Nematoda; Chromadorea; Rhabditida; Rhabditidae. The record is from the annotation of a GenBank genome assembly.
AUGUCGAUCUGCACGAUCGACGGCCAGAGGUUCUCCCUCGGCGACUCCAAAGACAUGUUCUGUGUUCAAAGCGUCUCGAAGGUAUAUCAAUUAAAAAUAGAAGAUCUAGGCUUUGAUUCGAAAGUAGUUAUAAUUUAAGAAAACUGAAAAAUUGGGCUCAAAAAAAUAUUGAAAAAAAAGUUCUUUAAAAAGAGAUGAAUUUUCAAACAGGUAAUUUAAACUUUUGUUUAAGCUCUCCCGUCUUUUCUUGAGAUUUUUCCUAGAAUUAGAGUCCAGACAUUAGAAAAUCAGCCAUUUUUGGAAUUUUGAAGAAAAAUCGAAUGAUGCCGGAGGAAUUUUUUUCUCAUGGUCGGUUCAAAAAGGAAUCUUUAAAAUUCCUAGCAUUUGCGUGUUCUGGAUCGAGCCUUUCAAUCCAAAUAAAUUUUGUAAAAAAAUGAAAUUUUUGGGUCCAGAAAAAAAUUGGAGGAGAUCAUCUGAAAAAGGCUACGAAAAAAAUAGGUUUCAAAAAAAGAAGAACUCUAGAAAAUGCCUUUUUGCUCAUGAAUUUUAUUGCUAAUUUCUUGACUUUUAUCUUAGAAAUUUGAUCCCAGAAAUUCAAAAAAUCAGCCAUCUUUGGAAUUUCUGAAGAAAAAGGUUGGGUGUUCAAAAGAAUGAAAAAAAGGGCCUUUUUUUAUGACCGGAUCAAAUUUUAAGAAAAAGGUCAAGAAAAAGAGCAUUCGAAUUCAAAAAAAUGAGCAAAAUACAUGUUGAAAAAGGUAAUUUUUUUGUAGAAUUUUUCAAAAGGUAUCUUCACUCGGACACUUGUAACGCGAAACGGACGUGUCGGGGCAUUUCUAGUGGCCGCUUUAGUAGCUUUAGCCCUCUUAAGUGAUCCCUAGAAUUGACCAGGAACGUCCGGAGCACUUCCGAGUAAAGGCACAUGGGCAGUAAAAAACAGGGUUGGGGCUGAAAACUUUACUGCAAAAUUUAAAUCUUUACAAAAUGGUUCAUUCAUCUCAAAUCUCUGUUUUUACGGUCCUAUGUCUUUGAAAUGCCCUCUAUUUGCGUUCUCUCAUCUAGACCCAGAAGAAUAAGACCCACCACGAUUCCCUAGGCGUUCAAUUACGCGAUCGUGUCCUCGGACCUCGGCGUCGACGUCGUCCACAAAUACGUUGGCCACGAGCCAAGCGGCCGCCUCUUCAACGAGAUUUGCCUCGAUGGCAACGGCAAACCCCACAAUCCGUUGAUCAACGCCGGCGCCAUCAUCGUCACGUCGCUGAUCCGGAAUCAUCAGUCGAUGGCCGAUCGAUUCGACUUCGUCCUCAAUCAGUACAGGAAAUUGGCCGGAGGCGAACACGUCGGGUUCAAUAACGCGACGUGAGAUUUUUCGCCGUUUCUGAACUUCUUUUGAAGAUUUUGAAAUUGACUCGGUAUUCUUUAAAAAAAAUUUGCAAAAUUGGGAUUCCGGGAGCAGUUAGAAAAAUCGGAAAUGGCGACUUUUACGUGUCAAUUUCAAAUUCUUGUUGAAAAUUUUCAAAAUUCAAAAUCAAUCAAUAGUUAUCAAUCGAUAUUUUUUUUGUUUUUUUAGUUAAAUAUAUCGAAGUUGAGAAAUUCCAGAGUGGUCCUUCUAGGGGUUAGGGAGAAAAAAAAUCCAUAUAGGAGUAGAAAAAGCGGUCACUAUAGGGAUUGAGAUGAAAAACAACCUCUAUUGAGGUCGAAAAAGCGGCCCCUAUAGGAGUUUAGGGUCUGAUCUCUUAGUCCCUAAAGCUCAAGUGGUCCCUAUAGAGGUCUUUCAGUUUCAUCGACCAUCCAAGGGCCCCUAAGGUUGCCCCUUUAGGGACCCCUCUGAACUUCCAAAGCUAGGCUCUGAUUAGUCAAAUUAUUUUGAAGAUAAGCAUAUUCUAAAAAUAGUUCUAGAACAGUUUUUUUUUCUUGAUAUCUGAACCUUUAAAUUACCUAAUUUCUGAAAAGGGCACCUCGAAAUUGGAUGAAAUCAAUAAAAUCCAUUGCAAUAGGCAAUUUUCCGACUUGAACUCUUGAUUUUUGAAAAAAAGGAAAAUGAGCAAGUUGAAAUUUUCAGAAUCUUGAUAUAAUGUUCUGAACGAUUUAUAGUGAAUCCUCAAAUUGAAAAAAAAACGUUUUUGUUAGUAGUUUUGAGUAUAAUAGUAAUGGAAAAGCCGAGAAGAGUUUUUAAAAAAAAGUUGUGAAAAAUGGGCCAAAAAUACGAAGGAAUUUGCGCCCCAUGGACAAUCACGAAUAAUUUAUGUAGUGAAGAUUUAAAAAAAAAUUUUUUGAACCAAAAAACAUUCUUGGAAAAUUUACCCUUCAUUUUAUUUCCAAAUUUUUGAAAUCUCUCCUUCUGGACUAAAUGAGUCCUGCACUAGCCUAAGGAUAUGAGAAUCAAUUUUUUGAGAUUCCUCUCGGAACGCGACACGGCGGAUAGAAACUACGCUCUGUCGUACUAUAUGAAGGAAAACGGGUGCUUCCCGCCCGGAACUCAAGGACUCCGAGAAGAACUCGAUCUGUACUUCCAGCUGUGCUCCUUGGAGACCAACUGCGACACGGCGGCCGUCAUGGCGGCCACCCUUGCCAACGGAGGUUCGCUGUUUCAGCUAGAGUUCUAGGUUUUGAAACAGCUCCGUCUCUUCGUUACAUCUUUUUUUAUAGUUGUUUUCGUAAUAAAAAAGAUACGUCAUUCUUUUUGGAACGGCUCGAGGCGACGCGGUCGAUUAUUGAUUUGCUCUUUUGAAAUUUUUCUGACCUAGGGGUUAGGAAUGUGUAUUGAAACUAUAGGUCAAGUUAGUUUUACCAGAAAAUUCACUUUCUAAAUUUUCUCCUGCUGCAACCUGCUAUAGGUGACACAAAACUGUUUUUUGACGUCUCCAGAAUCGCAAAAAAAAAUGGGCGUGUCUAGCCAAUUAGAGCCAAGUUAAGUUGGGUAGGGUUUUAGGGUGAGACGCAGCGCGACCGCGACGCAUUGAGCCAUUCCAAGGGCCUCCUCUAAUCAGGGAAUGUUCUCAGCUCACAAUGGGACUUCUGAUUGAGACUAGGCUCAUUAGAUGUAGUUUUUUACGCUGUUUUUGAAUCUGUGCUGAAAAAUUACCCUCGAGGUCUGUGAAAAAAGUUAUGGACUCUCAAAGUCGAAAAAUCUAAUGUCUCCGACCGGUUUUUCGGAAAGUAUACAGAUCUAGUGAGCCUAGUUUCACUCAGAAGUCCCACUGUGAGCUGAGAACAUUAGGUUCAAAGAACAUCCGCCUUGAAAUAGGCAUAACGUAGCCGCGACGCCCCUCAAGCCAUUCUUACUGCCGCCAUAGAGCUUUUUGUGUGAAUGAUGACCAGAAAAGGUCGAGAAACUUAAAGGACAACUUGUUUCAAGCCAUUCCAAACGCCGCUAUUGCAUCUCAAUUCAGCCGCGACGCUCCAUAACCAUUCCAAGUGCCACCAUUCAGCUUUGAUUCAAAUAGGAAUAGAUACAGAAUCCAGGAAGUUAGAAAAAAGCCGAUUCAAGCCAUUCCAAACGCCGUUACGGCACCGCAAUUCAGCCGCGACGCGCGAUCAGCCAUUUCAACUGCCAUCCGUCAUUGACCUUUGAUUCGAAUAGGAUAGAUAGAUGGUCAGGAAAAUUGAAGAAAAAGCCGCUGUGACCCAUUCCAAACGGCAUCUAAAUUCAGCCGCGACGCGACACUAACCAUUAUAAGUGCCGUCAUUUAAAUUUUAUUCAAAUAAGGACCGAUAAAGGGUCAAGGAAACUGGAGAAAAAGCCGUUUCAAGCCAUUUUAACCGUCGCUAAGGCUUCUCGAGUCGUUACAAACCCAUUAUAAAAUUCUGUUUUUUCUUCUUGACCUGAAAUUUUCAACAUAAAAUCCUUAGGAGUGUGUCCCUUGACCGAAGAGACUUGUAUCGACCCGCAGCCUUGCCGAGACGUUCUUUCUCUCAUGUACUCCUGCGGAAUGUACGACUUUUCUGGAAAGUUCGCCUUCCAGGUAGAAUCAAAACAACUGAAGGAGAAAAGAAGGAGAAAUGAUUAAGGUGGGACUCCCGGCCAAAUCCGGAGUCUCUGGAGUGAUGAUCGUCGUCGUGCCGAACGUCAUGGGAAUCGCGCUUUUCUCACCUCCCCUGGAUAAAAUGGGCAACUCCUGCAAGGGAGUCCACUUUUGCAAGGUUCAGAAAAACUUCAGAAAAAAUAUAGUUAUUACAAAAAGGCGUUCAAGGCCUUGUAGCUUCUUGUAAACGUGGCUCUAUUUUCAUAUCUUGAGGAAUUCUCAUUUCUUUGCGCUCUCUUUUCUCUCAGAUGAAGAUUUCAUGUUUCUAUGACGAGAAAAGAGAGCGCAGACAGGACAGAACAACGUUGCGAAAAGAUUGUUUAUUACAUAAUUUUUCCCGUUGCAGCAGUACUUUUGAAUUUUUGUUUUGGUUUUUUUCUAUUAUAAAUGGCUCAAUUAUCAUACCUUGAGAAAGUCUCGUUUCUCUGCGCUCUCUUUUUCUCUCAGAUAAAGGUUUCAUGUUUCUAUGAAGAGAAAAGAGAGCGCAGACAGGACAAAACAACGUUGCGAAAAAAUUGUUUAUUACAUAAUUUUCCCGUUUCAGCAGUACUUGGAAUUUUUUUUUUCUCAUAUUUGGCUCAAUUUUCAUACCUUGAGAAAGUUUCGUUUCUCAGCGCUCUCUCUUCUCUCAGAUAAGAUUACAUUCUAAUUUCCAUGUGUCUAUGACGAGAAAAGAGAGCGCAGACAGGCCAGAAUAACGUUACAAAAAAUUGUGUUUUACAUAAUUUUCCCGUUUCAGCAGUACUUUGGAUUUUCUAUUCUAUCCGGCUUGACAAUUGGAUAGGGACAAAAAAACCAUAGAAAAUUCAUCAAAUUUUUUUUCUCCUUCACAUCUUUUACGUUGCAAGCUCAAAUUUUAAGUUUUAAAGACCCUAUAGGGACCACUAAAGUUCCGACAUUCAUUCAUUCGCUUCAAGCAAAACUUGAAAGGAAAAACAGUCGGUAGAAGUUGGUAAAGUGGCCCCUUGAGGAGAGCUUUCAAGGGUCCCUAUAGUGAACACUAAAGUUCCUAAGCCGUUUCAUUAAAUUCGUAAUGAAUACUUCAAGCAAAACGGAAUAACAGCUGUUAGAAGUUGGUAAAGUGGCCCCUUGAAGAGAGCUUUCAAUAGCCCCUAUAGGGACCACUAAGAAGUUCCUGAGUCGCUUGUAAAGGCAGAUUUUUGAAAAAAUAAUCCGAAGAAUGCAUAUCAAUAUUUCAUUUUGGAAGAACCCAUUUCAAGGCGUUUUUCUCCUGUCUCUUCAUAAAAUUUUUCCCAGAAGCUGAUCGACAUGUUCAACUUCCACAACUACGACAGCUUGCUCCACGCCGACUCCAAAAAGUUCGACCCACGACGGCGAAUGACGACUCGCGACACGGAAGUCAUCGUGUCUCUGAUGUUCGCCGCGAAGAACGGCGACCUCGAAGCGAUUCGAAGGUUUUUGGAAAGUUCUGACUAGGGAACUACUCGAACGAGUAUCGAUUCGAAAUUGGCGAUUUUUGUACCAAAAACUUUGUCAUUGCAAAAAUGUUUGCAUUGGAGAGAGGUCGAACCUGGACAAAGAAGUCAAUCCAGAGACUGACCCUCUAGUCACUGCGCCACGCCGUCUCGGUGUAACAGGAAGCUCAAGGCGCAUAUAGUCUAUACACGGCUAGCUUGGGACGCUGAAGGGGCGUGGCUUGCGUAUGCGCUCUCCACAAGACAUUUUCGUGUCCAGACCCUUUUUCGAUGUCUCAAGCCGGCCGUGAGUCAGCUAUACAGGACUCUUCCUCGAUUUAUACGAGGAGCUUUUUUUCAGAAGCCUAUGGGGUUCAGUAGAUAAUCUUCCUCGUUUCUAAGAACUCUUACCUAGAUCUAAUAGAUUCUCUAGUGAAAUGAGGGGAUUUUUGCAGGAUGUACAUGCAGGGAAUGAACCUCAGUAUCGUGGAUUACGAUGGAAGGACGGCUCUCCAUGUGGCUGCCGCCGAAGGACAUCUGGCCCUGGUCGAGUUCUUUAUCAUGGUCGCCAAGGUCAAUUAUGAUGCUCGUGAUAGGUAAAUAAUUCAAAAAUCUGAAGAAAAUUCAAAAAAUGAACCGGGAAAGGUAGGAGAAUCAUAGUCAAGUAUCCACUGGAUUGAGUACCUUAGACCUUUUUUAAUAUUCUCUCAGCUACCAGAUGAAUUUUAAAAAAAUUCGGCUUACUUUAGUCAAAACAAAACAUAUGUCUCGAAAUAGACUUUUUUCCGAGUUCUGAAUUUCGAAAAAAAGCUCAAAUUAGGGAGAAAAAGGGUUAUUUUGGGCUUUGAAGCCACUAACUCGAAAAAAGAUCUGAAAUUUAGCGAAUUCUUCUAUGAAUCCAUCAGUUUCUCUCAUCUCUACCACUUUCAAAGUCAGAUAUCCCAGAGAUUCUAAUAAUUUUCUUGAGUAACCCAGAAGGAAACAGGAUAAGGUUGAAGUGGUCGCUCAAGUGGGUUACUGAGACCCCUCAAAUGAUCACUAUUAUGAUCCUAAGAAGUAUCUUCUUUCAGGUGUCCUAAGAAACACUGCAAGUUCGAUAAAAAGGCGUUUCGAGACAGAGAUCACUUAAGUGGCUUGUUUAUGCCUUCUUCAAAGUGAUUUGCAAAAUUAUCUCUGACUCUCCAAUUUUAAGUUAUCUUUUUAUUCUCUGAUGGGUUUUUUGAACCGCAUUUGUACACGGCAUUAACUCCACUUGAGUAAGUUCCAAAAAAGCACUGUUUUUGACUUCAGAUGGGGCCGAUCUCCGUUGGACGAUUCGCGGACUUUUGGCCACGACGCCUGUCUCGACUUCCUUCUGAAGCACCACAUGUCGAUGAUGGGAACUGGAAGGGUUGAUCGGAACGAUAGAAUGUAGGAAUUUAAUAAUAAUCGAAAAAGGCCAGAUUUUACAGCACAAUCGAAAGUCUCUCUUCGGACGAGGACGACCUCGCCAUCACCAAGCUGACGAUCGGAGAUGCUCAAGGGAUUACUGAUGGUAAGUGGAUAGAGCGCUAGAGUAACCACUAAAAGUCAAAACCCUAAAGUGCCUACUAAAAAUUCUCCGAGUUCAUCAGAAAAAAGCAAGUUUCGAAAAAAAUGUAACACUUGGAUAACGCCCUACGGUCCUUGUUGUCAAAUUUUCAAUUAUUCUAUAGUCUGUUCAGAUUUUGAAUGUCAAGCCGUCGCUCAAGCUCCGCCCCUAAUGGUGCGAUAAACCAAUCAGAGAGCGAGCCAUUCACAGAGGGUUUUUGAAUGACGUCAUUGCACUUGACAUUAGAAAUCUGAACAGACUAUAAAAACUAGUUCAAAGAAAAAGGAAGAUCUCAGAAUCAGACUCGGCGUCGCCCUCUUCGGACUUCGCGAUGUCGCCGUCGCGAAAGAAGACGUCGCAUCUGCCGCGACUCGGCGUCGUCAACGAGAUCACUCUUCCUCAUGAUAUGAAUGAUAGUGCUGAUGAUUAUUCUGUUUGA